AUGAAGCUAGCGCUUGAGACUCUUCAGCAAGAGAAGGAAGAUUUGCAACAAAAGCUCAGGGCGAGCCAAAAGGAGGUUCUCAGGUUGGAACUUCGAGACGAGGACGAAAUCAAAGCAAUGGAAGCCAAUCAAAACGUUCUGCUUAGACGCGAGAAUGAUGAGUUGAGGAAGAUAGCAUUGGCGGCUCUGCGGCAGAAUCCACAGGCCCAACGCAAGAGAACGAGUAGCAACAAGAUGCAGAGGACAAGUCUUGGCCUUUCCGAGGCCCAGGAAAGCAAGUGGCUCCAACCUCCUGUGAAAUCCAAGGCCAAACUGGAUCAGGUGGCCAUGGAUGAUCUCGAAAUGGAGCAACUGCCAGCAGAUUCACUGUUCAAAGCAGCCGUGUGUGCACCUGCUGGUCAUGCCGGAGGCUCCCACGGCCUCAGGCGAAUACGCAGCCAAAGUGAUAGCUGCAUCGCAACCUUUGAGGCACAUCGUGGACAAAUCUACAAGAGAAAAAUUGCCGAGGCAGGGAGAGGAGAAGCUGGCCCACAGGUACUUGCCUCACCCUGUGGCAGCGCGAAAGCCAAGGUCACUUCGGCCACUCCAAGUGUGGUUAGACUGAAGCCGAGUGGCAAAGCAAACAGAUAUGCUCCCGAUCCCGGAUCUUGCCGAUCUUCCGAGUCACGUUCUACUUGGAGAGGGCCAAACUUGCCCAGCGAACUGAACGACACACCGGGGAAGCUUGAAACUCGCUGGGCCACGGCAUCUGUGUACACAGCUGCAGCAGUCAAUGCUGACUCGAAUGGCUGGGGUGCUACUGCAACAGCUGCAGAAGCUGUUGCCACAAAGUGGCGAGAAAAAGAAGUUGGUUUGCCGGAUGACUCCUCACCGCAGAAUGCGACAAUCCAGCCGCUGAUCGACGAUGUGAAGGUGGCCAAUAUGAAUGAGCGCGCAGCAAAUGGAGCCUUUGUGCUUGAACCGGGUCAACAGGUGCCAGAGCUGCAGUGCGUCGACGAGAUCGAGAGUGUGGCCACUGCCAGCAGCGAGAGCUUGGCCAAGGAGGACAAUGAGCUGCGGGAGUUUUUCACUUGUGGAGCAUUUGCAAGUGGUAGCCGUCUAGAUCACUGUUGUCCAGUUUACAGACUUAUUGAUGAUGGCAGUAUGAGUGGACUUGGAGAUGCAGUGCCACUAUAUCGUCACACAAUAUCUGAUUGCCUGCUGCUGGGCUUUCCUGUGAGCCUGUUAGCACCGCAAACCUCACUAGAGGACAUUCGGCUCUUUUUUUGCCGCGGGCCCUUGCCUGUAAUGCGGCGAUUUGGUCAAGGUGCUUUGGGAUGCAUGGAGAUUCUGCUUGAGCUCUUUGGAGAUGCCGACAGCAUUGGGGGCAAGCAGAAAGGUGAGUUCUAUGUGCUUUCCGAAGGUCCGGGGUAUGGGAACUGUGAAAGUUCAGGAAGCACUGGGUCGCUUUGCUACCUUCCAAUCCUGGUCGCGAGACAAUACUCACGGAGUUGUACGCCGCCUGUGUUUGUCAAGUGGACAAGCGCAGGACCCAAGCUCGCUGCUUCAUAA
Messenger RNA from Durusdinium trenchii, 1551 nucleotides. NCBI's taxonomy places the organism in Eukaryota, Dinophyceae, Suessiales, Symbiodiniaceae. The record is from the annotation of a GenBank genome assembly.